Messenger RNA from Phycomyces blakesleeanus NRRL 1555(-), 484 nucleotides. RefSeq lists its product as hypothetical. Bases 20 to 388 code for a protein of 122 amino acids. Gene Ontology annotation, cellular component: cytoplasm; prefoldin complex. Lineage: Eukaryota; Fungi; Mucoromycota; Mucoromycetes; Mucorales; Phycomycetaceae. Gene Ontology annotation, biological process: protein folding. The transcript is spliced from 2 exons. Gene Ontology annotation, molecular function: protein folding chaperone. The record is from RefSeq and is a predicted model, not a curated record.
GCGUUUGCUCAUCUACAUCAUGUCUGCCGUCGCCGAUGAUGCCAUUAAAAAGGUCUUUGUGGAACUCCAAGCAAAGUACAUCUCCAGUACACAACAGGUGAACCAGGUCAAGAGUCAGAUCCAAGCCAAGCAGAGAGAACGCAAGAUGGCCGAGUUGACACGUCGCGAACUUGAUGCUCUUGAUUCAAACACAAAGACAUACAAACCAGUAGGAAAAAUGUUCAUCCAAUCUCCACUUUCUGAGAUGAAGUCUCAGUAUGUAAAUGCAGUCGCAGGUGCUGAUGAGUCUAUCCAGCAGCUCGAGAAAUCACAAAAAUAUUGGGAAAGAGCAGCAUCUGAUGCACAGGGCAACCUCAAAGAUAUUCUUCAAGGGCCACGAACCAUGUAAAAGUCCAGCAUAAUAAGCUGGAGUAUAGGAUGUAUAUACAUAUACAUGUUACAUAAGUCAUAAAUAAACCAAGACAAGAAACAAAGCAAUAUAACU